Messenger RNA from Suillus bovinus, 969 nucleotides. RefSeq lists its product as uncharacterized. The transcript has 9 exons. Lineage: Eukaryota; Fungi; Basidiomycota; Agaricomycetes; Boletales; Suillaceae. Gene Ontology annotation, molecular function: chromatin binding. The record is from RefSeq and is a predicted model, not a curated record. Bases 1 to 969 code for a protein of 322 amino acids.
AUGUCCCGCAGACCAUCUAUCACUAGCUGUGCAAUUGAAAGAGAUGGAAGGAGACGGUUGACUGCGAUGCGUAAUAGUCACCCGAAGCUUCGUACAUUGAGGCGAUGCACUUCGUUGGAAUGGAUAUAUGAUACAUCUACUGAUUCAGAUGAUUCGACUGAGUGUCCCAUGGUCAUUCGUGUAGGGGAAGAUGUCGCAAUUUAUCCACUAGAUGAACGUGCAGUUCAAAUGCCAGAUGGAAGCCUACAAGUAAUGUCGUAUUGUCCCAGGAAAGAUGUAUGGCUCAAAAUUCAGUGGUAUUAUCGGAAGGUAGAUUUGGAGGAUCAGGGCGUUGAUCUUGCGUUAUGCGUCGGUGAGUAUGAGGUUGUCCUCAGUAAUCAUAUGUCUGUAGUCGAUAUGUGCUGUGUGGAGGAUCAUGCGAAAAUAUUGCCAUACGAUGAAGGAGAUCUCGCGCAAAAUCAGAUACCCACGAAGACUCUGUAUAAUCGCUGGACUGUGGAUAUUACAUUUUCACGCCGUGGUAAUGUUGAGUAUAUGGAUGGCGUGAACGUUUCUAACUCUCAGCCAGCCACUCAUUGCGCAUGCAAGAAAUGCGAUCCCUCUUUUUCCUCUCCAAUGACUCAACAACGAUACUGUAGAAAAUGUCAUCAGUGGUUCAACGAGACAUGCAUUGCAGCUCUUGGUCGUCAGCUGCGCAGCAACAUAAAGGCGACGAUGCCUUCCAUGUAUCGUGACAUUGACUUCGACUCGCAGUUUCUGUCACUGUUGACGAUGCCUAUCAGGCGAGGAGGGUCGUGUGGAAUCGUUGGAAAUGCAUCCAUCCUCAUGAAGGUAAAGAAACUUAUGGAGGAAGCUCGAACCAUUCGUCGAUUGCCCGAUGGGUGGAAGAAUAAUAUGCAGGACAUCAUGCUUCAAAUGGGACAUGAGAGUAUUCCUAGAUACUACUAUAUGGACAAGCCGCCUCCUUAG